AUGCAUGUACAGGAUAAAUAUUUUGCUUAUGUGUUUUGCAUUUAUCUAUAUGUUCUCUUUGUUGGUGUAUUUGGUUCCCCAUCUACAUCUACUACGUCUGAAUCUAAAAGUUGCAUCAUAAGAAAUGCUGUAAUCACCUGCAAUUAUAUCCCGGCGGCUAUUCCGGUCGGCACGAGGACAGUUAGUCUCAUAAAUAUAUUGGAACAAACAUUGAGCAAAGGAUUAUUUUCGACAUAUAACUGGCGGCAAAUCACAAAACUUGAAAUCUCUGCCAGUAGGGACUUGCUCGAUGAACAUAAUACAGUAGAAGUAUUCGAUUCGCUUUGUUUCUUUGGAUUAAACAAGUUAGAAGUGUUACGUAUCCAAUUAGAAGAUACACAUACAAUUGCAUCUGACUCAUUUAUUGGUGUAGAAAAUCUAAAACGUUUAGAUUUAUCAGGAUGCCGAAGAUUAAACUUGGAAAAUGUUCUGAAUGCAAUUGAUAACAGUAAUGUUGUGUCUAACCUUCAGUAUCUAAACUUAGCUUUUCUUGAUAGUUAUCAUGACGGUAUCACCUUAGAUGAGCGAUUUUUCAAAGUAAUUGCCGACAAAAAAGUCAGAGAACUCGAUAUAAGUUCAACACAAAUUCAAUUUCUUAACAUUACAGCUUUCAUUUUGAAUUGUGCUCACCUGAAACAUUUAAAUGUUUCAAAUGUGAGGAUAAGUGAGUUUGAGGGUGAUUGGAAACCUCAGAAGUUAUGUACAAACCUUAAAUCAAUUGAUGCCAGUAAUGCAGUUUUUCCAUCUAAGGUUUUUCCUGUCGAGAGAUUUAUUGAACGAAACGAAAAUUUACUAAUAAUCUUUGACUGGAUGAAGUCAAUGCUUUUCAUACAAAACGUCAAUAGUUUAAGUCUGGCAGGUAUUUUCCCAAAAAAGUCAUCGAUAUCUAUUUACAAUAUAACAGUGUAUGUGUUAGGAGCCAAUAUAUUUAAGCUGGGAGUGUUACACCUUGGAAACAAUAAUUUCAAUAGGGUGGACUUAAAACUCACCAUACCUGGAUGCACUUUUAAAAAAGUAUAUUUGUCAGGAUGCAAUAUCCAUUACCUCCAUCCGGAUGCAAUUUCAAGUUUCAUAUUACUGUCAGACAUUGAUCUCUCAAGAAACAAACUGAACAGUAUGAUGGCAGAAGAUUUCAAUUUGUUCGAAAAGAUGUUCAAAAACCUUUCUUAUCUAAGCACUGUAAGUUUAGCUUCAAAUGGAUUAACACGUCUUCCAAAAUACAUUUUUGCAUACAAUCUAAGACUUGAGUUCAUAGACAUAUCAGACAAUCAGAUAACUGAAUUUUCUUGUGACGUGAAUCACUUGACGCAUCUCCGGACAGUAGAUGUCAGAAGAAAUAGAAUACAAGUCAUCGAUGCAGCCACCUUUGAUACAUUUGACAAAUUGAAUGUUCAUUUACUACUUCAAGGAAACUCCAUCCAGUGCUCUAAAUGUAACUCCCUUGCUUUCAUUAAAUGGCUUAAAAACUCAGCUUCAAUCACAACAUAUAAUCUUGGCCUACAAUGUGAAAACGAGGACUCCAAGAAAAUAUUUAUUACUGAUAACACCAUUAAUGAAAUACAGGAGAUAUGUAAUAGACCCAAAGUGAUCAUCGCAAUAUGUUGUGCAUCUGUUCUUGCAUUAAUUUCAGUUGUAGCUAUUCUAUUCCAAAUACAGAGAUGCCAACGUCAGCGAAAAUAUCAACGUGAAAUGGAAGAUCGCAUUGCUCUCAUUAGAGAGGGGGCUGACGAAAACAAAUUUGUUGUGUUUCUUUCAUACAGCAGUAACGACGAUGACUUUGUCAACAAGUACGUCUUUAAUCAAUUAAAUGAGAAUCUUCAGCAAAAGAUAGGGAAGGACAGUAAUCUAGUCUGUGAAGGAGACAAACAUUUUCAAAUUGGCAGACCAAUUCCAGAGCAAAUGUCAAAGUUUCUUCGUAAAUCGUCUGUAGUGGUGAUUCUUUUAACGGAUCAUUACAUUCAAAGUGUACAUUGUCGGAAUGAGUUUGAUUACGCUAUCUUGUUGGAAAAGCCUAUCGUUCUUAUGGUUAAGGAUGAAAUAGAUACAGAAAUGAUGAAUGGUCAAAUGCUGGAUUUAUAUGAACACAGGACGCGAAUUUUAUUUACGAAGGAAAACGAUAACUAUAUACCGAAAACGUCUUGGGAGAAUGUAUGUGCAUCUAUCAUAGAACUUGUUAACAAUUGA
Molecule: messenger RNA, 2223 nt
Organism: Ruditapes philippinarum (Manila clam)
Lineage: Eukaryota; Metazoa; Mollusca; Bivalvia; Venerida; Veneridae
Product: toll-like receptor 2 type-2
Exons: 1
Coding region: 1-2223 (740 amino acids)
Biological process (GO): signal transduction
Source: RefSeq, a predicted model, not a curated record